Lotus japonicus is the source of this 1172-nucleotide messenger RNA. RefSeq lists its product as uncharacterized. Lineage: Eukaryota; Viridiplantae; Streptophyta; Magnoliopsida; Fabales; Fabaceae. The transcript has 10 exons. The coding region runs from base 101 to 919 and encodes 272 amino acids. Gene Ontology annotation, molecular function: rRNA small subunit aminocarboxypropyltransferase activity. The record is from RefSeq and is a predicted model, not a curated record. Gene Ontology annotation, biological process: maturation of SSU-rRNA.
UGAGAUGGUAUUAGUAAUUUUACCCUAAACCUAGCUUUAGGUUGCAGCCAUCACCAUUCACCAACACACUUGAGCAGAAUCACACCUUCACACCACACAAAUGGGCAAUAACAAACAACAAAGAUUCAGAACUCACCGCCAAAAUCACGCUCAAUCAAGUCGACACCAACAACAACAACAACUCUCACUUGAGGAUGAUUCUCAAACCUCUCUUCCAGAGUCUGGUGAGCAUCAAGAGGAGCUCACAACACCCAAAAUAAAGCUUGCAAUGUGGGAUUUUGGGCAAUGCGAUGCCAAAAAGUGCACAGGACGCAAGCUUUCAAGAUUUGGCAUGCUAAAAGAAUUACGCGUGAGUAAUGGAUUUGGGGGAAUUGUUUUAAGUCCUGUUGGAAAGUCAUGUGUCUCAAGAGAAGAUUACUCUUUAAUCCAGAACAAAGGACUGGCUGUAGUGGAUUGCUCAUGGGCACGCUUAGAUGACGUACCUUUUGUGAGGCUGCGGUGCAGUGCUCCUCGUCUGUUGCCAUGGCUUGUUGCAGCAAAUCCAAUAAAUUAUGGCCGGCCAUGUCAGCUAUCUUGUGUAGAGGCCUUAUCUGCUGCUUUGAUAAUAUGUGGAGAAGAAGAAACAGCAAAUCUAUUGCUUAGCAAGUUCAACUGGGGUCAUGCCUUUACGUCUCUGAAUAGGGAAUUAUUGAAGGCCUACUCCAAAUGUGAAAAUAGUGCUGAUAUUAUAUCUGUUCAAAAUGCUUGGCUAUCACAAGAGAGGCAGGUCCCAAGGGCUCCCGCUGAUACUGAGGUUGCGGUGACGGAUGAAAAUGAGGAUAAUAUUGAAAACUCUUCAGAUUCUGAAGAUGGGCUUCCACCUCUUGAAAAGAAUAUGAAUCAUUUGAGCAUUGACAAUAGUGAUGAAGAGAGCGAGUAGAUUCAUUCUAAAUCUCUAACACAAGACAUUUCUGUAACCAUUGCUGCGAUAGUGGAAGUAUGAGGAAGAUGUGUGCAAUGCAGCAUUGCAUUGGAGCAAAGCUUUUUGGCUAACAAAGAAAUGUAUUAUUAUCAUGAGUGGCGGAUAGUUCCUGUGUUUUCUUUUGUUUCUAUUUAUUCAUAAAAUAGUUAAAUAUAUGAACAUAUGAAAGAGUGUCGGCAAGUAGUAAGCUAUGCACCACUUUCCCUCUCCA